UCUGUCGACUUUGUCCGUGUCUGUUGUUUGUAUUCCGUUCCGUGUUUGAAAGUUCAGCGGGAAUUAGGGUAAAUCACUUUUGCAUAAAGAAGUUGUAGUCUGUACGUUUAUGCACUUGAUUUCAUUUAAGGGGAAAUGAAUUUUUAUCGUAACGGAAAUGACAUCAAAGGUAUUUUAGUCUGUAAUGACAAAACCGUGGACGAUAUAAAAAGACAUGCUCAUUUAUUGACCGUGUUUCUUCGUGAGUCGUCGUUUUUGACGGAAGCUUAUAUUUUGGAUUAUUUUGUUGAUACACUUUGGAACCGACUUCCAUCUAGCUGGCUAGAAAUUGUUAAGGAUUUUGACCCUUAUGAUAUAGAAUCAUUUUUAAAUCCUAAAAGAAAUUUAAGAUAUCAACAACCUUGGCCUUUAAGUUUUCUGUCAUUUCGUGCCUGUGCCUUUGCAUUAGCUAUACCACGUGCAUCUAUAAAAUCAACUAAACCAAUUGAAAGAUUUCUACAAGAAAAUUUGGGUUCUCAAGUCGAAAAACUGCAAUUAAAUAUUACUGAAGAUAAUGAGUGGGAUCUUUCAUCAUCUGAAUUUGAAAACAAAUCUGGGCAGCACAAAAAAAUACCCGAAUUUUGCAGAAGACAUGUUAAACCUAAAAAGCAGCAUGAAAUAUUCCGCAUGGGACAGGUGGCCAACACUGUUUCAUGUGCCUUUGAUAUAAAUCAUGUUGUAGACAUUGGCUCCGGUCAAGGCCAUCUCUCAAGGCUGCUUGCAUUAUGUUAUAACUUAAAUGUAGCUACUAUUGAAGCAAAGGAGGAUCAUGUGUCUGGUGCCAUGAAUUUUGAUCAACAGGCAUUUAGCACUUUGAAACGCUUAAAGAAGCAUACUGUAGUCAAGGGUAAUGAAGAGGAGGAUUACACAUUACCACAUCAUCUGGAAGGUUCACUGACUCUGAAAUCUUCAAAAGAGUGCUUAGAAAAUAUUCUCAAAAAUGUUUGGUGCCAGAGUCCCUCUGAUGAUGGUAAGGAAAGAAUUGCAUUGCUUGGAUUACAUACCUGUGGUGACCUUGCUGCUACAAUUUUAAAAACUUUUACCAAAUGUGCCGAAUCCCACGUACUUUUUUCAGUUGGAUGCUGCUACAUGAAGCUCAAUUCAAAUACAGUUGAUGAAGGUUAUCCUCUGAGUUAUUUUGUGAGAUCUUUACCUCAUCACCAUUUGAGCUAUGAAGCUAGAGAAAUGGCAUGUCAUGCUUUAGAAAUGUAUCUUCAAAGGCUACAAGCUAAUGCACCAUCUUUGAAGAUUCAUUGUUAUCGAGCCACAUUGGAAAAAUGCAUAGUGCAUCAUUUUCCCCAACACAAACAUCUAGGCCUGAGAGGAGUAAAGCAUGCUGAACUUUUAGAAUUUUCUGAGUAUGCAGAAAGAGCCCUUAGUAAAGUAUCAUUCCAGAUACCAAAAACAUACUUUUUAUCACCUGAAGUGCAGUCAUGUUUGAAAGAUUGGAAAGGAGUGCUAAUAUUUUAUUCUCUGAGGUUGAUAAUUGCACCAAUAGUUGAGAGUCUUAUUUUAUUAGACAGGAUGCUUUAUUUAUAUGAACAAGGUUAUCCAAGCUGCAUUGCUCCAAUUUUUGAUCCAUCUAUAUCACCAAGAAAUCAUCUACUAAUAUCUGCUCGGAAAAAUUUUAUGAGAUAAUAAUUAAUACAUAUUUAGCUUAUAUAGAGAAUGUGGUCAUUAUAAAAAUUCCUUUUAUUUUAAAA
Molecule: messenger RNA, 1742 nt
Organism: Stegodyphus dumicola
Lineage: Eukaryota; Metazoa; Arthropoda; Arachnida; Araneae; Eresidae
Product: methyltransferase-like protein 25B
Source: RefSeq, a predicted model, not a curated record